Messenger RNA from Oryza brachyantha (malo sina), 1602 nucleotides. RefSeq names its product putative disease resistance RPP13-like protein 1. The coding region runs from base 1 to 1602 and encodes 533 amino acids. The transcript is spliced from 3 exons. Gene Ontology annotation, molecular function: ADP binding. Lineage: Eukaryota; Viridiplantae; Streptophyta; Magnoliopsida; Poales; Poaceae. The record is from RefSeq and is a predicted model, not a curated record. Gene Ontology annotation, biological process: defense response to other organism.
AUGGACAACGGUGUUUCUGAGUUAGCACCGAAUGCUAGUAUUAACCUCAAGAGAAGGCUAGCACCUCCAUCCCCUCUUCCUCACCAGAUCUCUUGGAUAAACAUGGCAGAAGCUGCAGCUUUUUUGGCCACGAAGGCUGUGGCGCAGCCGGCCAUCACCUACCUUGUCAACAAGGCUCUGAAUCGCAUUUCGGCUGAUGGAGAUCUGCGCAAGAGGCUGCAGCAGAAGAUGCCCACUGUUGAAGCGAUCCUGCAUGCCGUCAAUCAGCAGCACACGCUGAGCAAUCCAGGGUUGUCGGCGGUGGUGCGGCAGCUCAGGGAUGCCAUAGAGGAGGCCGAAGAUGCGCUCGAUUCACUGGAGUUCUUGCAACUCAAGAGCGGCACCGAUGCUCGCAAUAAGGUGGGUGUGUCAUCCGUUGUGAGUAGCAUCAGCAAGAAAUUCAGUGGCUCUGGCUCCAGUAGAGCAACAGAGAGUCUGAAAAAUGCACUCAAGAAGUUAGAUGCAGUCCUUGACAACGCAGGGCAAUCCCUCUCGGUCACACAUGCUACCUCCUGCUCUCAUGGUCAAGAGAACGUCCAAGAUUCUGCCAGCAGAUGGGAGACCACAAGAGAGUUGACAACAACUGUAUUUGGUCGACUCAAGGAAAAGGACGCGAUAAUCGAGUGGCUCGGUGUUCAAGCUCCAAAUAGUAGAGAUCACAAGCUCUCGGUUUGUGCAAUUGUUGGCGCUGGUGGUAUGGGGAAAACAACCCUUGCCCAGUUUGUUUGCCAAGACAAGAAGGUUCGGGAUCAUUUUGGUAACAAGAUCAUAUGGGUGCAUAUAUCAAAGAUCUUCGAUCCUAAAGUGUUGGUGAGGAAGAUCUUGGAAUCAUUCAAUCGGUACAAAGCUAGUGCUGAUGCCUUGGACACCCUGCAGAAUCUUUCCAAACAGUUUAUGACUAAAAGAUUCCUAAUGGUCUUAGAUGAUGCAUGGGAGGAUGCAGAAAAUGAGCGAUGGGAACAAUUUUUAGGUCCAAUUAGAAACAAUGCCCCAGUUGGAGGUAGAAUUCUGCUAACAACACGAAUGAAGUCAGUGGCCAAUGCUGUUAAACGCCAGAUGUCAUUAGAUACAUAUAAAUGUUUGGAGUUGGGUGGUUUAGAUGAAGAAAACACACUGAAGCUUUUCAAUUAUCACGUGUUUGGUGACUUUACUCCGAGCGACAGUGUCGAGCUUCGAUUGAUUGGUGAACAGAUUGCUGAAAAACUAAACGGGUGCCCUUUGGUAGCAAAAGUCUGCUUCCAGUACUGCAGUAUAUUUCCACCUCAUCACAAGUUCAAGAUGGAAGAGGUGGUUGAGAUGUGGGUGAGUUCAGGGCUGAUUUUGCAAAGAGAGGAUGGCAUAAAGAACCAGGAGGAUUUUGGUAGAGAGUACUUCAAUAUUCUAUCACAAAAAUCAUUCUUUUCACUUGUACCCAGAGAACUGACUGUUGAUCCUUCUGAAGACUACUAUGUCCUGCAUGACGGGAUGUAUGAAUUGGCAUGCUCUGUCUCCAUUGGCAAUUGUUCAAGAUUAAAAGCCACUGAUCGCAAUGCUGAUAUACCUCAAACAAUACGACACUUCUAG